CAAUACUAUAUAGGGCCCUACAAUAUAUACAAUACAUUACGAAACGUAACAACGUCCAAACAAGGUGUUGGUGUUUCCCCUCGUAAGUGCAAAGGGAGCGAGCAACUCCAAGCUUUUUCUUUUUGCAAGUGACAUUUGCAACUUUAGUAGUAUGAGAUGCUAUGCGUUUCCUUUCCUUCAAACCCCGUGAAUUUUCCACUUAUAAUAAUCCAAUCAAUUCUCUUGCAUUCAUUAAUUCCAAAAUCAAAGCCUUUAUCCAACAAGGUAACCAUUUUGAAGCUCUAUUAACCUACUCUAAACAACCUUAUUUUCCUCUCCAUACACCCAAAUUCACUUUUCCAGCCAUACUAAAAGCUUGCACUUUUCUUCCAAAUCUUGAAACUGGAAAAAUAAUCCAUGGAACAGUCAUCAAAAUGGGCCUUCAAUAUGAUCCUUUUAUAACCACUUCACUUAUUAGCAUGUAUGUAAAAUGUGGGUCAUUUCGUAAUGCAGUCCAAGUGUUUGACUUUAUGUCUCAAUGGGAAGAUUUGUGUCAAGAUGUAACUAUUUGGAAUGCUAUGUUAGAUGGGUAUGUAAGAAAUGAGCUUAAUGAGGAGUGUGUGGGUUUGUUUAGAAAAAUGCAAGAAUUUGGUGUUAAGUCUGAUGAGUAUUCUCUUAGUAUUCUUCUUGGAUUGUUUAAUGGUGGUAUGGGGUUAUCGAAAGUGAAAGAAAUUCAUGGUUAUGUUAUUAGAAACUCAUUUGGUUAUGAUCCUUUUGUGGUUACUGCAUUGAUUGAUAUGUACUCGAAUUGUUGUAGGCCAAAAGAUGCGUGGUGUAUUUUUGAGGGUGUCGAAAAUAAGGACAAUAUUGUCAUUUGGAAUGCGUUGAUUAGGGGCUUAUCUGAGAAUGGAUUAUGGAGAAACAGUAAGGAACUCUAUUCUUUAGCUAAGAGUAGGGGUUGCAAACUUAUGUCGACGACUUAUUCUAGUACUUUGAAGGCUUGUUCUGAGGGUGAAGAUAUAGAUUUCGGUAGGCAGGUCCAUUCGGAUGUUGUAAAAAUGAGAUUUGAGAAUGAUCCUUAUGUAUGUACUUCGGUGUUGUCCAUGUAUGCAAAGGUUGGAAUGUUGGAAGAUGUAGACAGGGCUUUUGAUUCGGUAUUAGAUAAAGAGGUUGAAGUGUGGAAUUCUAUGAUUUCAGCUUAUGUUGGCAAUGGUAGAGGCGAUGACGCUUUAUGUGUGUAUAAUGAGAUGAGAUCAAGAGGCAUUCCUUCUGAUUCUUUCACCUUGUCAAAUAUUCUUAUAUCGUGUUGCAUGACUGAAUCUUAUGAUUUAGGUAGGGCAAUUCAUGGUGAACUAAUUAAGAAACCAAUACAGAAUAACAUCGCGUUGUGGAGUGCUCUACUGACUAUGUACUCGAAAUCUGGAAUGUUAAAGGAUGCUCUUGAGGUUUUCAGUAGAAUGGAGGAGAAGGAUGUGGUGGCAUGGGGCUCAAUGAUCUCAGGUCUCUGCCAAAAUAAGAAAUUCAAUUUGGUGCUGGAAAUAUAUAAGGAAAUGGAGACUCAUAAUGUUAAUCCGGACGCUGAUAUAAUGGUAAUGGUGAUAAAUGCUAGUGCAGGACUAGAAUGCUUAGAAUUGGGUUGCAGUAUCCAUGGAAUCACUGUUAAGAGCGGGGAAGAAUUAGAUAGUUCAGUGAGCAGUUCUCUCGUAGAUAUGUAUUCUAAUUGUGGCCAGCCAGAAAUGGCUGAAAAGGUUUUCUCGGGUGUUCCCUAUAAGAAUUUGGUGGUUUGGAAUUGCCUUAUCUCUUGUUAUUCAAAAAAUGACUUACCAGAGCUCUCUUUAAAUCUUCUUCCUCAACUUGUGCAACAAGGGUUAUAUCCAGAUGCUGUUACGCUUACUAGUGCCCUUGCUGCUGUUUCAUCCUUAGCGAUACUGAUUAAAGGAAAGGCAAUUCAUUGUUACCAAAUAAGGCAUCAAAUUCUUGAAGACAGCCAAGUGGAAAAUGCUCUUAUUGAUAUGUACAUAAAAAGUGGAUGCUUAAAGUACGCAGAGUAUGUCUUCCAGUACAUGUCCAAAAGGAACUUAGUAACAUGGAAUACGAUGAUUGCAGGGUAUGGAUCUCACAGUGAGUGUACGAAAGCUAUCAACUUUCUCAAUGAAAUGAGGAAAUCUGGAGUGACGCCUGAUGGUGUAACUUUCCUUUCCUUGAUUUCCUCUUGCAACCAUGCUGGUUUAGUCGAUGAAGGUUUUAAACUAUUUCACUUAAUGGAACAGUAUGGAAUCAAACCUCAAAUGGACCACUACAUAAAUGUGGUGGACCUUCUAGGUCGUGCUGGACGCUUGAAUGAUGCUUAUAAUUUCAUAGAAAAUUUGGAAGUGGAACCUGACAGGGGGGUCUGGCUAUGUCUUUUGUCAGCCUGUCGGGUCCAUCAAAACGUAAAGCUUGGAGAAAUAGCUGCCAAUAAACUUCUGAAGUUGGAACCAAACAGAGGCAGCAAUUACGUUCAACUUUUGAAUCUCUAUGUAGAAGCUGGGAUGAGAGAAGAAGCAGCGAGUUUGAGGGCUAUGAUGAAGAAGAAAGGUUUGAAGAAAAACCCUGGAUGUAGUUGGAUUGAGGUAAAAAAUAAACUUGAGGUUUUCUUCUCAAGUGAUUCAUCCUCCUCCAAGACAAUUGAGAUCUAUGAGACACUCCAAAGUCUCAGAAGUAUUAUGAAAAAGGGAGGAGAUUAUGAGACUCAGGCAAUAUGAGAUGAGAACAGGAACUGUUUUCCUUUAGAGAUAAUGGUCAAAAAGCACCCGAAUUAUCACUGUUUUGCGAGUUGCACACUUCAACUAUUUGCUAUUACAUUUCCCUACCUGAACUAUCACCAUCUAUGUAUUAAAACAUAUCUAGUUGAGUAGAUGGUGAUAGUUAAAUCAGCUUCGAGGUGUGUUUUACUACAUAGAGGGUAAUAGUUCAGGUAGGAAAAGGGAAGGGAACAGUUGAUAGUUAGGGUAUGAAACUCGCAAAAAAAUUAUAUUUCAAGUGUAUUUUUUACCAUUAGCUCUUUCCUAUACCUAGUUAAUGAACAUGUCUAUGCUGACAGCAUGGCUAUAGGAGGGGAACAUGCAUUUUCAAAAUUCACUCUCGCGGUGUUGACUAACCAUGUUGAAUGGUCAAGACGGCUAAUCAAGCUUACACUACGCAAUACAUUAAUAUUAAUCUUCAAGGGUAAUUCAUUUAACAAGAAUCAUUGUCCUAGGCGGAGGGAUCUAGAAUUUGAAGGUGCACCACGGUCUCUAACUUGAACCUUAUGUAAACAUCUCACUGGCCACAGUGACUGAAUAAAGGUGCAUUUGGUCGGUUUGGUCAGUUUGUUUCAGGGUUUUAGUUCACAACCUUUUGCGAUGAAAAGGAAUAAUAAAAUAGACAAACUGAACUGAAAUAUGUUCAUUUUAGUU
Lycium barbarum (goji berry) is the source of this 3416-nucleotide messenger RNA. Its product is annotated as pentatricopeptide repeat-containing protein At2g40720. NCBI's taxonomy places the organism in Eukaryota, Viridiplantae, Streptophyta, Magnoliopsida, Solanales, Solanaceae. The coding region runs from base 162 to 2723 and encodes 853 amino acids. Gene Ontology annotation, molecular function: protein binding; RNA binding. The transcript has a single exon. Gene Ontology annotation, biological process: RNA modification. The record is from RefSeq and is a predicted model, not a curated record.